AUGAUACUCACAAAAAAUACUUCAGAAUAGAAAACAUAAAACAAAAAUAAACAAAAAACUCUAAAAAUGCCCCAUAAAAAGACGAAGCAUUUGAAAGCCGUGGUACCUGGCAUGGUUAGUCUCGAAGGAGAGCAAUUUGACUCUUGGGAAAUUCCCUUUCCCUUGCCGGAGCAAGAAGAUCCAUCAAUGUGCCGAGAUGAGUUUCUCAAGGAUCUGAUAAGGGAGCACGAGUCCCGAGUGGCCUCAUUAGUGGUUAGAUCUACAGUGCGGGACGUUUCGAUAGUCAAGCGGCCAGUGGAGCUCCAAGACACAGAUGUAAAGGAAGCCGAGGCUAUGGUGGUGCUGCAGAUGGCCCAAAAGCGCCAAAGAACGUCCGUAAGGAGAACAAUGGAGGAAGUCAUAGCCAGCAUAAGAUUGAGGUCCACCAUAAUAGCAGAUCUCAUUCGCCAAGUCCAAAAGGCGGCCAUCGAAUUCCUAUCGGUUCGUCUGCUCAGACAGUUGCGACUCUUCUCGAUGCCCUGGCCAGGCGAUCUGGAGGAGACCCCAAACAAUCUGUUCAGCUGGUCGUUGGAUGACUUCUUAUUGCGACUGGACGUAAAGCAGAUCUACCUUGAUGUCCUCAAUCGGGAGCGAAGUGUCAAGGAUCUUGAUUGCGUUAAGUUCUGCAAGGAUCUCAGCGAGAUCGAACACCUUAUACACGAAAUUAGAAGAGAUUUUCGAGACGACGUAGACCUCUGCGAAAAUAGCCUACAUUUGUUAAAAAAUGCCCAAUACCACAUGAAUGCCCCUUGGGUAAAGAGCCUUAAUGAUAAUAUCGAAAAUCUGGCAUCCAGUGCGUCAGUCGCUUUGCUCAAUGAGCAAAGUGGCUCCUUGACGUCGUUACGUCGUAACUCAUCGGCAAUGAUAGUGUUCGAAAGGAAAUCAGCCCUGAACCCGAUUGAAACGCGAUAUCAAAUCAACUGGUUUAAAAGCUGUACGGAUCAGCGUCUGACCCGGAUGAACGAAAGAAAUGUGGAGAUAAAAAGAGAGCUACAAGACCUGGAGGUACAAGCAGUGCAGGAUGAAAAGGUGCAGUAUUCCUCCGGACUCAUGUAUGAGUUGGAGGUGGGAAAGCUUAGGGAAAGCAUUCGAAAUUGGCAGGACCGACUUGAUACCGAUUUGGAACACGCCGACGUCAUGUGCACCGUAUCAAGGCUUGCACUGCAAAAGCUUAAGGACGACCUAAAGUUUUACAUGGAACAGAAGGAUAUGUAUCUUCAGCGAAUCAAAGAAGUGCAAGCACUCAUAGAUCAGGAAAGGAUGAUUCGCGAAGAAAGGGAAUUAGCCGCCUUAAAACGAAUGUCGAGGGGGUCUUUAAGAAAAUCUGUACCAAAGUCUACAAAAAACUUUCAAAAGAAGUCUAAAGGGAAGUCUGAAAAGAAGUCUGAACUGAAGUCUGAAAUCAAGUCCGAUACAAAGCCUGAAAUGAAGACGGAAAGGAAAUCUGACAUGAAAGCUGAAAGAAAAUCCAAAACGAUGGCGGAAAAAUCUCAAAGAAAAUCCACAAAUUCUAAAAUGGAAUAGCAUAUCCCUUAUUUCGGCCCAUUCUACUUAUAUAUGUUUACAAUUUACCAACGGUUUCAAUAAAAUACUUCUUAAGCUUG
Molecule: messenger RNA, 1643 nt
Organism: Drosophila melanogaster (fruit fly)
Lineage: Eukaryota; Metazoa; Arthropoda; Insecta; Diptera; Drosophilidae
Gene: Mst36Fa
Product: Male-specific transcript 36Fa
Exons: 4
Coding region: 67-1563 (498 amino acids)
Source: RefSeq, marked reviewed